Messenger RNA from Balaenoptera acutorostrata (minke whale), 3355 nucleotides. RefSeq names its product coiled-coil domain containing 134 (gene CCDC134). The record is from RefSeq and is a predicted model, not a curated record. Bases 291 to 980 code for a protein of 229 amino acids. NCBI's taxonomy places the organism in Eukaryota, Metazoa, Chordata, Mammalia, Artiodactyla, Balaenopteridae. The transcript has 8 exons.
GGGCGGGGCCGGAAGUUAGGUCAAAGAGCUGCCGUCGCGGCCCACGAUUUUUGGGCGGGCCGGCGCUCGGCAGUUCCUGCGUGGCUGCUCUGGGGCACUGAGGUUCCGCGCCUCUGCCGGUCGUCUGCGGACCCUCGAGGCGAGGUGCACGGUGACUCCUGUCCGCCCGUCCGCCCGCCCGGCCUGUCAUUACCGGCUGUCUGAUUUCCCCUGACCCCAAGUUCUGCCUUAACCAGUGUUUGGUUCCCUUGAGUCUGGAGCGUGACGGUGGAAGCUCCAGAGUCUUGGAUAUGGACCUUCUUCAGUUCCUGGCCUUCCUCUCUGUCCUACUACUGUCUGGGACAGGAGUCACAGACACCCUGAGGACCUCCCUGGACCCGAGCCUGGAGAUCUACAAGAAGAUGUUUGAGGUGAAGCGGCGGGAGCAGCUGUUGGCGCUGAAAAACCUAGCACAGCUGAACGAUGUCCACCAGCAGUACAAGAUCCUUGAUGUCAUGCUCAAGGGGCUCUUUAAGGUGCUGGAGGACUCCCGGACAGUGCUCACUGCUGCAGAUGUGCUCCCAGAUGGGCCCUUCCCCCAGGACGAGAAACUGAAGGAUGCUUUCUCCCAAGUGGUGGAGAACACGGCCUUCUUCGGUGAUGUGGUGCUGCGCUUCCCAAGAAUCGUGCACCACUGCUUUGACCACAACUCCAACUGGAACCUCCUCAUCCGCUGGGGCAUCAGCUUCUGCAACCAGUCGGGCGUCUUUGACCAGGGCCCCCACUCGCCCAUCCUCAGCCUGAUGGCCCAGGAGCUGGGAAUCAGCGAGAAAGACUCUGACUUCCAGAACCCAUUUAAAGUAGACCACACAGAGUUCAUCACCAGCACUGACCCUUUCCAGAAGGCCCUGAGAGGAGAGGAGAAACGCCGGAAGAAAGAGGAGAAGCGGAAAGAGAUCCGAAAAGGCCCUCGGAUCUCAAGAUCCCAGUCCGAGUUAUAGCCCUGGAGCAGCCCAGGGCUCAAGGGGCCAGGAGGAGGCCAGUCGGGAGGAAGAGGAGAAUGCACCGGUAUGACUGGUGGUGAGAGCUGGCCCCUGUGAGAGGGGAGGCCGAGUUUGCUCAGCCCCCUGGAGCCGGCUCUGAGCCCCAGCUGCAGGGACUGGGCCGCAGAGGGCUGCAUUUCUUCCCAGGGACCUCCCUGGAGGGGUGCCAAGGGAGCCUUCAGAGGGCGCUAUGCUGCAGACCUAACCCUGUAGAGACGCUGUGGGGAGCAGGAGGGAUCCUGGGCUGGACUCUCCCGCUGGGUUAGGACCGCUGGCCAGCUGGCUGCUGCCCUUCCUGGGGAGGCAGCAGAACUGGGCUCUGAGCCGUGUGUGGAGGUGUCAUGCCUGCUGCUGCUGGCCCCACUGUGUCACUGUGUUGCCUGGCACAGUUAUCCCCUGCAGAGACAAUAAAAGCCAGCAAAUGCUCUGGGCUAACAGGUUGGUUUGGGCCCCAGGGAGCUGUGAGCCUCUCCAUGGGGCAGGUGAGAGGGGCCUGGGUCGGGAGAUAGGGGGCCCUCAGAUGUAGAGACCACCUUAGAGGAUAUUCCUCCUCCUCAGAGGAGCCUCAAGUCCUGGCGGGGCAGCAAAGCAGGGGCUUGGCUUUGACCUCCAGUUCCCGUCUCAGCACUGUCAUGGACAAGGGAUCCGUGUUGAGAAGGGACCAGAAGUAUCCUGGGAGGGUGUUUAGCCCAAGACAGCCUUGGAGCAGCAUGAUCUCUGUCCUCAGAUAUCCAGGGACAGUCAUCGAGCAGGCUCGGGGAAGAAUCAACUUGUCCUCCCUGGCAGCUCAGGGAGACCGUAGCCUGCGGGUGGGGGCCCUUGGGGGACAGGCUGCAGCUCUGCAGGAGGCUGUGCUUUGUAAUGGUAGGGCUGCUCCGAGCUGGACUGAUCAGACAGCAAGCUCCCUGUGUCAGGAGGUGUGUAAGAAAAGCCCAGGGCCAUGGAGCAGGGAAGCUGCAGAGGGAGUUAGGCCCUGAGUGGGCAGCCGCCCUUGUCGUAUCCCUUCCAGGCAGAGAAGGGAGGGGCUCUGGGGGGAAUUCUAGCUCUGUCUCUUUGACUUUGCCAAGCCAGGGGAGAGACACACAACUAUCCCCAACCCUCUACCACUAACAGUGCCCAAGGGAGACCCAGAGUCUUAGCCCAUCAGACUUGCUGAGUGACCCUGUGCUGUGGCUUCAUUGGUGUAAUGAAUUUGAUAAUGUCUGAACCCUCUGCCCAGCCCUAAACUGCUUCUCUGAGGUUUGGGCCUGGCUUCUCAGUGACAAGAGCCCUUCUCUGAUGGUUCUUCGGUCGUCCCGUGGAUUUGCUGAGCACCCACUGUGUGCACAGCCAAAGAGAGGAGCCCAGUCUUAACUUGUGUUCACCUCUGUCCCAUUUAGCAUCUUUAUCCUCCUGGGUUCUUCCUUCUACACCUUCACUUCUCACCAUCUUGGUUGAUCCCUUCCUCUCCACCCUCCAGUGGGCCCAAGUUUUCCCAUCUGACACCUUCAAAGGUACAAACAGAACCACUCUGCUCUCCUCCCUGGGCAGCUCCAGCUGGGAGCUAUGGGAACAGCUGCAGGGUGGGAGGCACUGUGCCCAUUUACCUGACCUCCUGGUACUCAGGUAGCCCUCUGCAGAGGGUUACUGAGGCUCUGGGACGGGAAGGCAUUGGACCAAAGUGAAAGUGAGUCAUAUGAUAUGCCAGCAGACAGUCACCCCCCACUGUGGGGAGCCCUGUGAGAGCCACUGAAUGGUGGAGUUGCAGGUGGCACUGUCCAGCUCAGUGCCUCGUCCAGAGCAAGGCAGCAGGGUUUGGUUUUCUGUUUCAGGGUGAGACUGGUAUAAUCUAUACCAACACUCCUGCAUGUAAACAAAAGAACUUUCUUGUCUUUUUUCCCCCCAAAUAAGGUACUUUAUUUAUUAUGUUAUACAUGUUAAUUAUAAAAAGUAAUUUAAGUAAUACUGAAAUACCAAGAAGAAAGUAAAAUUCACCCUAAAUCCCACCAUUCCCAUAACCAUCACUGACACUCAGCUCUCGGGCCUUCCAUCCUUUCUGUCCUUCAUGUGACACACAGAUCACAUGUAACUUUUCAGUUACAGUAGCUACCUUGUAUGGGCACUGUGUGUCAGGACUUAUUCCAAGUGCUGGCUUGCAUCAGCUCCUUCUGCCUCGGGGCCUUUGUCCAUGUUGUGUGUUCCCCUAGCUAUGCCAGAUGCAGUUCUCUCCUCAUAAUUUUAGGUUUUGUCUUAAAUAUCAAUGUCUGUUUUCUUCACCAGACUGGAAGCUCUCAGAGGGCAGGAACUGUCUCUUUGCCUGCCACAGAAAUGUUCAAUAAAUAUUGUCAAAUGAG